AUGCGUCUGCUCCUUUUUUUCCUGGCCUUUGUGCCACCACCCGGCGCGGCCGUCUGCGAAUGCGGCUACUCGGUCCAAGGCCCGCCGGACGGUCGUGCGGAUGGUCCUUGGCUGUUCACUGACGCUUUGGAGAGCGACUUUACCAGAAUUGCCAACAUCUCGAGAGACCGGGACUGGGUGAGGCAACGGUUCGACGUCUCGGCCGAGGCCGGACGCGGCAAGUACGGCAAGGCCUUUGACCCGGCCAACGUCGUGUCCCGACCCAGACCAAGGACGGACGACGAGGGCGAGCCUCCUCGAUGGAGCGGGCUCGAGCUUCGUGUUGGCGGUGCGCUCGAGGGCAACGCCGUGCCCGUCGCCGAGGUGGAUUCCUCGAGGCUGGACAUGCAAUGGGGGUCGUAUCGGGCGGCAAUGAAGCUGCCCACGGUCAGCGGCACUUGCAGCGCCUUCUUCUGGUAUUGGAACGACACGCAGGAGAUCGACAUGGAGUUUCUCUCGAGGGAGUUUGAUGCCUCCAAGAAGCUGUAUCCGGUCAAUCUCGUCAUACAGUCGCCCAAGUCGAUGGAGGCGGGGUACGACGCCAGCAAGACGGGCACGUUCAAGCGCGUCAACCUCGGCUUUGAUCCCACCGACGGCUUUCACGAGUACCGCUUCGACUAUCUGCCCGGCCGCGUCCUGUUCUACGCCGACAGCCAAAUGCUGACCGAGAUGACGGGCGACGUGAUGCCGUCGGGUGCCGGUCACGUCAUCCUGCAGCACUGGAGCAACGGGAAUCCCCUGUGGUCCGGUGGGCCGCCGACGCAGGAUGCCUUGCUCACCGUCAGCUACGUCAAGGCAUACUUCAACUCGUCCGGCUCGGCCGGCCUCUCGGCCUGGUCGAGGCAGUGCUCGGAUACGAAAACGACUGUGUGUGCCGUCCAGGACACGGCUGCCGACGCCAUCGGCACCGGGGGACAUUUCUUUACCGAUCAGAGGAACAAGAGCUCAGGGGGUGACGACGAGAACAAAGGCCCACGUCGGACGGAUCCGAGUCGUGGCGCCGCGCGAAUAGCUCUGCUCGCCAUGUCGCUGAUGCUGAUGAUGAGCUGA
Drechmeria coniospora is the source of this 1089-nucleotide messenger RNA. RefSeq names its product glycoside hydrolase family 16 protein. The coding region runs from base 1 to 1089 and encodes 362 amino acids. Gene Ontology annotation, molecular function: hydrolase activity, hydrolyzing O-glycosyl compounds. Gene Ontology annotation, biological process: carbohydrate metabolic process. Lineage: Eukaryota; Fungi; Ascomycota; Sordariomycetes; Hypocreales; Ophiocordycipitaceae. The record is from RefSeq and is a predicted model, not a curated record. The transcript is spliced from 2 exons.